AUGAGUCAUUAUAUGGUUUCAGAUUCUUAUUGUGAGAUAGACAGUGUUUUGUAUUCUGCUGUUCAUGGAGCCAUCCGAUGGUAUGACACUGAGGGAAGAAAGUGGAGAGAGGUGAUGGGUUUGGUGGGACUACCUAAGUUACCCGAUGGUGAAAGGAUUCAGAGAGAUGUUAGAUUGGCUGAUUAUGGUGGAAAGAUGGCGGUUUUGUGGGAAAGAUCUCUCGUUAUGACAACUCGUAUGCUACGAUUGUUUGGUGUGCGGAGAUUGCGCUUGAAAGACUUCUGGUGGGAUUCUUGGACUACUCUGGGGCCGCUCAUUGACUUCAUCGGACCAACGGGUCCCAGAAUGCUCCGCCUACCUCUUGAUGCUCGUGUCUGUGAUGCCAUUCGAGGAACAGACUGGAAUCUCCCUAACGCAAGGUCUGACUCUGUGCAAACGCUCCAAAUCCUCUUGACUACGAUGCCUCUUCCUUCACAAGAAGCGGGUCAAGAUGUAUUCAUGUGGAGGAAACCAUCAGGGAGACUACUCAAGAACCUUGUCCUCAAGCGGGACUUGGGACCAGCUGCGUGUAACUUCACCCCAAGUCUCUUGGUUCAAGCAGGAAAUACCGAGAGCCUCAUUCAUUCUUUGGCUGGUGAAUCUCAAGCGGCUGCCUACAAAGGACCGUCUUCUAAGCUGGGGAAUUACAGUCCCACCUGA
Molecule: messenger RNA, 699 nt
Organism: Microthlaspi erraticum
Lineage: Eukaryota; Viridiplantae; Streptophyta; Magnoliopsida; Brassicales; Brassicaceae
Source: the annotation of a GenBank genome assembly